UAAAUACAAAAAAAAGAAUAUUUUAGUUUAUAAUAAGUUUUAGGUUAUAGGUUAUAAUGGUUAUGUUGUCUAAAAUAGAUUUAUCAUUUAUGAAGACUACAAAUUAAAUUCAAAGCUCUUCUUAAUAAUAUGAAAACUAUUCCCAGAAUCUAAAAGUUAUAAAAAAAUCAGUAUUUUUGAAAUGGCGACAUACCUGAGAAAUGUAGUAUUUCAAAGUUUAUUAAAUAACAAUGUCAAUAAUUUUCGAAAAGUCGGAAAUAUAGGCAGUCGUAGGAUAUUCAACUCUGUAUAUAAAAGAUCUAGAAACAAAAUCAAGUCCCUUUCUAUGUGUGAGGCUAAUAGUUUCCAUAUAAGUUCCUGUGAUUUGAAGAGAAGAAAAACAGCUGAGGAGCGAAAAUCUACUAGAAUUAUAGAGUAUCCCCCAAAAGCCAAAGGUGAAAUCAUAGAUAUAUGGAGAGGCAUAACGUUAGGAGAACUAGCAAAAGUGUACAACAAGGACAUAAAGUACAUUUAUGACAUAUUUUUGAAUCAAUAUCAAAAUCCUCACAUUCCCAUUACCGACAUAAAAGUGCUUCAGCAAGCGAUACACAGAAGCGGGAAACGAAUGAGAAUAAUUUCCAAACCAGAAGAUAAUUUCGAAGAAGAAAUAAAAAGGGAUGCCUUUCCUCGUCCACCACCUUCCAAAGCUGAGCUGAAACCUCGACCUCCAGUCGUUACUGUUAUGGGGCACAUUGAUCAUGGAAAAACUACUUUGCUUGACGCUUUAAGGAAUGCCAGGGUAGUUGAUUCAGAGUUUGGAGGAAUCACCCAACAUAUAGGCGCUUUCUCAGUGGUUCUUAAUUCCGGAGCUUGCAUUACUUUUUUAGACACGCCCGGGCAUGCAGCGUUCAGUGCCAUGAGGUCUAGGGGAGCACAUUUGACUGAUAUCGUAGUUUUAGUUGUUGCUGCUGAUGACGGGGUAAUGGAGCAAACUGUGGAGUCAAUUCGAAUGGCUCGGCAAGCAAGAGUUCCAAUUUUGGUUGCCAUCAACAAAAUUGACUCUCCGAAAGCAGACAUAGCGAGAACAGAAAAAAUGCUUGUAGAUGUAGGCAUUCAAGUGGAGAAUCUUGGGGGAGAUGUCCAAGCCAUUCCCAUAUCAGCGUUGAAAAAACAAAAUCUGGACCAACUAGUCGAGGCUCUGGUGCUGCAAGCUGAUUUGUUGGAGGUUGGAGGAGAUCCAAAUGGCCCUGUUGAGGCAGUAGUGGUGGAAAGUAAAGUACACCGCCAUAGGGGAAAAUUGUGUACCGUUGUGGUACAAAGAGGAACCUUAAAGAAAGGUGACAUACUGGUCGCAGGAACAGCCUUAGCCAAGGUCAGAGCUCUCAAAGAUGCCGAGGGCAAAUUUCUGGAACAAGUCGGUCCAGGCUAUCCAGCAGAAAUAGAAGGCUGGCGAGAAUUACCGUCUGCUGGGGAGCAGGUGCUUCAAGUGGAAUCUGAAAAAAGAGCUCGUGAAGUCCUGAGGUUCAGAGAAAAUGAUCAACUACAAGAGAAAUUGCAAAAAGACUCAGAAGCCAUAGCUCAAAAGGAAGAACAACACGAAAGGGAGUAUCGGGAAAAACUACUCACGAAGAGAAAAAUGGGAAAGUACAAGUUGAGAGAGGCAGGUCCAAGGAAACCGGAGAUUUCUUCAGAUGAUGAUGGUGUGCCCACGUUGAACAUAAUCCUGAAAGCCGAUGUGGACGGCACUCUAGAGGCGAUAUUAGAUGCUGUAGACACUUAUGAAUCAGCAGACUGCAAAAUGGAGCUUGUUCACUAUGGCGUUGGUUCGAUAACAGAAACGGAUAUAGAAUUAGCAGAAACUUUUAAAGGUAUUAUUUAUGCAUUUAAUGUUGAACUGCCACCCCAGUUGAGAGAAGCUGCUGAAAAUGUAUCCCUCAAGCAUCACAACAUCAUUUACAAACUGAUAGAUGACAUUAAAGAAGAAAUCAAUUCUAGACUGCCACAAAAGCAAGAAGAAGAAAUACUUGGCGAGGCGACGGUAUUGCAAAAAUUCGAAAUCAACUCGGGAAGAAAGAAGGCUUUUGUGGCUGGGUGUAGAUGUACAAAAGGUUUAUUGAAAAGGACAGCUCAUUACAGAAUCAUGAGAAAGGGUGAAGUCAUUUACACAGGUACAUUGUCUUCCAUGAGACACGUGAAAAAUGAAGUAGAUAUCAUUAAAAAUGAGACAGAAUGCGGUCUGCAGUUUUCUGAGAAGGAACUCGACUUCGAAGCAGGUGACACGAUCGUAUGCUUCGAAAUGAAAACGGUUACACAGAAAACAAACUGGGACCCAGGGUUUUGAUAACAAUGCUAUAGUUGGUAGGACUCAAACUUUAUUUAUUUUUUAUUAUGCAAAUAAAUAUGUUUAGUUUU
Messenger RNA from Leptinotarsa decemlineata (Colorado potato beetle), 2391 nucleotides. Its product is annotated as mitochondrial translation initiation factor 2. Gene Ontology annotation, molecular function: GTP binding; GTPase activity; translation initiation factor activity. Gene Ontology annotation, biological process: translational initiation. Gene Ontology annotation, cellular component: cytoplasm. Lineage: Eukaryota; Metazoa; Arthropoda; Insecta; Coleoptera; Chrysomelidae. The record is from RefSeq and is a predicted model, not a curated record.